Messenger RNA from Arabis nemorensis, 516 nucleotides. Lineage: Eukaryota; Viridiplantae; Streptophyta; Magnoliopsida; Brassicales; Brassicaceae. The record is from the annotation of a GenBank genome assembly.
AUGUCAAAUCUUUUGUACAACAACGAUGGAAAGAAUUUCAGUUACAGUUUAAGUUUUUCGACCGCUAGCAUCUGCAGUGGAUGUCGAGAAGCUGAUGGAGAGUACGACAUUCCGGCGAGUCUAUGUUACUGUGGUGGACGAGUCGUUGUCCAGACUUCUGGGACUGAUCCAAACCCUGGAAGGAGGUUCUUCACUUGCAAGAACAGUGAGGAAAGAGGUGUUCACGUUUGGAAAUGGUGGGACGAUGCCGUUAUGGAGGAAUUCAACAUCGUCAAAAUCCGAUUAGAUGAGGCAGCUGAUAAGAUUCAAAACCUGAAAGUGUUUGGGGGGACGACUCUUCAUAAUACUAAAUUACUUGUCAUGAAACAGCGCUUAGUGGAGUAUGAAGCAAAGCUGAAGGAGUUGGAGUUGCUUGCAAAGCGAGGUGUGAAGGAGUGGAUGCUCAAGUUUGCGAUUGGUGGAGGACUUGUUGGGUUUGCAGUUAUAUCCACUGCAAUUCUCCGUUUCUUUAAGUAA